AUGUAAGAAGACUCAAAUUAUACCUUAGAAACAAAUGAGAGUAGAACCGAAAUAAAAUUUGAACAAGAUGAGAAAAUUAUAGUUAUUGUAAUCAAUCCUUCAAAGAUUGAAUCACAAUUUUAAGAUUAUUUUUAAUAGAUGAAAAAAAUUGUUAUAAAGUACCUAGAUAUGAAUUAAGAUACUUGUUUGGAAAUUAAGUAUAGUAGAAAAAAAUUAAAAAUUUCUUCUGGUUCAAUUACAGAAAUGCACAAUGAUUAAAGAAUUGUGAUGUUUACAAAUUAAUUAGGACAGUUAAUGGAUACCCAAGGAAUAUGGGCACAUUUGAAUAAAGCAAACUGCUCUUUGAAUAUUGGAUACGGAGAACCUAGAUUUGAAACUUAGAUAAUUACUCGUACCAUGAAUCAAGUAAUGGUACGAAUAAAAUCAAUUAAUGGUACGAAUAAAAUCAAUUACUAAAAUUGCAAUUAAUGUUAUUCCAUAUAGUGAAAAUAUCAAUUUCAAAAAAAUCUUCAAUUUCAUUGCGUUUAAUGAAGCAGUUCAAAUUCAUAGUAAAGAUUAUUUUAUUUACAAACUAAGUCCUGUUAUUUCAAAAAAUUGUAACAAUAUCAUUGAUUUGCAUAAUGGUUCAUAACCCAUAAAUUUAGCUUCAGAGAUAAACAACUUAUUUUAAUCAGUAAAGAAAAUUGAAUUGCAUGAGAUUGAAUAGAAAGAGUCACCUUACUAUGAAUAAAAAGGGGCUAAAUUAUCAUUAGGUUACUUAAUUCAUCAUAGUGUUACACAUAAUGGAUGCAAAUUGAACGAAAUACUGAAAAGGAAAUAAGAAAAUGCUAAAUUAAAGGGGUUAGAUCCUUUUAUGACAUACCUAAGAUUGGGAUUAGGCCAUUAUAAUAAAUAUUCUGCAGGACAUUAAUAUGUGUUAGAAAUUUGGCCAUUUAAACACUAUUCAACGAUUCAUGAUCACGCUGGAUAGUAUGGAAUAGUUAAAGUUUUAUAAGGAGUAAUUGAUGUAAAAAUUUAUGCAAUUUUAUCAAAUGCAAGACAUUUGAUGAAUCCUAUAUUACAUCUAACAUGUAAUAAGAAUGAUAUGACAUGGGUUUCACCUAAACUAAAUUAGGUUCACUAACUUAAAAAUUUCUAUCCAUAAACAGCAAUUACAUUACAAUGUUAUAAAUACCCUAAACAAUCAUAAAACAAUAACAGGGAGAUGGCAUUUGUUGCAAAAGAUCAAUAUCUAAAUUUUACCCCUUUAUCAGAUUUUCCAGAUAUAGAAUUGGAUAUUAUUUUUAGAGAAUUAGUUGAAGAGUAUUCUAAUUAUUAUAAAAUACUAUGA
Molecule: messenger RNA, 1330 nt
Organism: Paramecium primaurelia
Lineage: Eukaryota; Ciliophora; Oligohymenophorea; Peniculida; Parameciidae
Source: the annotation of a GenBank genome assembly